Anopheles nili is the source of this 591-nucleotide messenger RNA. Its product is annotated as probable chitinase 10. The transcript is spliced from 2 exons. NCBI's taxonomy places the organism in Eukaryota, Metazoa, Arthropoda, Insecta, Diptera, Culicidae. The record is from RefSeq and is a predicted model, not a curated record. Gene Ontology annotation, cellular component: extracellular region. The coding region runs from base 1 to 591 and encodes 196 amino acids. Gene Ontology annotation, molecular function: chitin binding.
AUGAUCUGGCUACUGCUUUUAGCUAUGACCGUUGGAAUGUGUAGCGCCCAGGUUCCUGUGUGCGAUAGCGCCGCAACCUCUUAUCAUGCAAAUUCGCUGAAUUGCAGUCAAUAUUAUACCUGCUAUCAGGGAACCGCCACUCUACAAUCGUGUCCGGACCAAAAAUACUUCGACUCAGCCAGAACUCUAUGCGAUUUCCCUGAAUAUGUAGCUUGUACUAUGGGACCUUGCAUGGGAACCACUGGAUUGGUGGCAGUUGCUAUCCCAAACAUCUGCACCAGUUACACGCUAUGUGUUCAGGGUAUAGAGUAUAACAGAACCUGCGCUGACGGUACGCUUUUCGAUGCCACUUAUGGAGACUGUGUGGUAGCCAAAGACAGUACUUGUGAAGAAAAUCCGUGUCUCACAGUUGAUCCAGCAACAGCUACACCAUCCACGUUUUAUCCUGUUUUGAAUUCUUGCAACAAGUACAUUAUUUGCGAUAAAACUAAUCCGGUCGUACGUACUUGUGUCGGCACUACAGUAUUUAGCCGAACCGUGUCCAAGUGCGUUACCCCAACCAAUUACACUUGUCCUCCAGGCACAGCCUAA